AUGGUGCUGGCGGGCCUCAGCUUGCGCGUGGCGCCCGCACCCCGUGCUGCACUGAUGGGGGCCGCAACGGCAUGGAACGGGGGUGUGGGAGGGGCAGUGAUGCAAAGGAGGGAGAGAGAUCAGGAGAGGGAGGGAGGAAGCGAGGCCGGGAGAGACGGGGAGGGCGGCGACGAGUGGUCGCUAGGUAGCGACGAGCGCUUCCUUGUGUACGCGUCGCACAGCGGCUUCAACAAUCAGGUGUUGGGCUUCACGCGCGCGCUGCACAUGGCGGCGCUGCUGAACCGCACGCUCGUCAUCCCGCCCAAGCUGCCACACAAGUCGGGCUCGGGCGGCAACCUGGACCCGGCCACAUUCCGCGACUCCGCGUGGGCCGUGUACUCGCGCCACCUGCUGCGCGCCGACUACGUGUCGAUGGCGGACGUGCUGCGAGUGGCGGCCAUACCGCCCACCGUGGUGCGCACCAUCGACCUGCGCCACCUCGUUGCUCGCCUCUGCGCCUGCGACGUGGCCGUGCCGUGCUGGACGGCCUCGUGCCACGGGCUCACACGCAACACCACGUCCUCGCACCAGGUACUCACGCCUGCCUCGCUGCGCCUCGCCCACCCGCUACAAGCACGUGCGCUACAAGCACGUGCGCUACAGCGCUCACCACGCUGCUUGUGCGGCUGGCUUGCGCGGGCGCAGCAGCAUGAGCAUGCGGUCAACGGGUGUCAGCUGCUGCCGUAUGCUCACAGCAGGCGCGCGCGCCUCACCACCUGUCUGCAUGCUGCUUGCCCGUGCGUCCCAUCCUGCCAGGCGCGUGUGCGCUGCCUGCAGCAGUGCGGGGCAAGGCUGGGCGCGGCGCCCCUGGCGCGCGCGGGGCCGUGGGGCGCGCUGGACGCGGUGUGGGGCGCCGUGCAUGGGGCAUGGGGCGCAGAGACGGACGUGGCAGCCGCGUGGGAGGCGCAAGGCCUGCUGUACCGUGUCCCCCACAUGUGUAAUGAGACCUUGUGGACAAUCGGCAACUAUUCCAGCCUGCGUGCGUUGCGUGCGAUGGUGGGAGACAGGGCGCAGUGGCCGAUAAAGCGGUGCAUGAACACGGACGUCAACGAGUAUCUGCCCAAGCCCACGCCGCUGCACAGCCUGCUCAUGCCGCACACUGCCAAGGUCACUGCUGCCACUGCCGCUCCCCCUUUGAUCCGCCAUGUGAUGGCGUUCGCCUCCAUGUUCCGCACACCCAUCGCUGAUAUUCGCCUCGACUUUGGCCCUCGCGUCAACCAAAUACGACAGGCCGCCCUGCCUUUCUUCUCGCAGCUUAUACUGGACGCAGCUGCCGCGUUUGUGAGGGAGCACUUGCCGCGGGCGUAUGCAUGUGUGCACGUGCGGGGCAUUGAGCCGCCGUACAGCACAAAACUGAACGCCACACUGCGGUAUGCGGGGAGGAAAGCAUCAUCGUGUGCACAUCCCAUAGCAGAGGCAGCCGUUGCUGCCAUGGUGCGGCGGCAUGGCAGCGGGGCAGGGGGGCGGGUGCCUGUGUUCCUGAUGACGGACCUGGACCGUCCCACCUGGCACGCACUGCUGCUGCCGCGCGUCACUGCACUGGGAGUGCGCGUGGUGACUCUGGAUGCCACACCAUUCGCAGCGCGCAUGCAUGAUCUCUCGCGCGCCCUGCGCCAACAAGGGGCCGGCAUCAGAGCCAACCGCCUUGCACCUCCCCCACAGGGCAUGGGCGCGGCACAUCAGUACGCACGGCGUAGUGCUGCCCCGUGCACAGCAGGGGGUACCACGAUUAGAAUGUGUGCACAGCAGGGGGGCAGCAUGAGUGCGUGCACAACAGGGGGGCAGCAUGAGUGCGUGCACAGCAGGGGAGCAGCAUGA
Molecule: messenger RNA, 1857 nt
Organism: Closterium sp. Naga37s-1
Lineage: Eukaryota; Viridiplantae; Streptophyta; Zygnematophyceae; Desmidiales; Closteriaceae
Source: the annotation of a GenBank genome assembly